Messenger RNA from Staurois parvus, 282 nucleotides. The record is from the annotation of a GenBank genome assembly. NCBI's taxonomy places the organism in Eukaryota, Metazoa, Chordata, Amphibia, Anura, Ranidae.
UGUCAUGUGAUCAGCUGUGUCCAAUCACAGCUGAUUGCCGAUCAUCAUGGCACUGAUGAUCAGUGCCCUUUUUAUCAGUGUAACCCCAUCAAUGCCACCUGCCAGUGCUUAUCAAUGCCACAUAUUAGUGCCUACCAGUGCACAUUAAUGCCACAUAUUCGUGCCCAUCUGAGCUGCCUUUCAGUGCCUCCUAUCAGUGCCGCCUAUCAGUUCUGCCAAUCAAUGCCAGUCAGUGCCACCUAUCAGUGCCCAUCAGUGCCACCUAACAGUUCCAAUUAGUGC